Molecule: messenger RNA, 1654 nt
Organism: Mytilus californianus (California mussel)
Lineage: Eukaryota; Metazoa; Mollusca; Bivalvia; Mytilida; Mytilidae
Product: prisilkin-39-like
Exons: 6
Coding region: 1-1512 (503 amino acids)
Source: RefSeq, a predicted model, not a curated record
AUGUUUCGGUUGAAACAUCAUUGUUUAAUCUCACUUCUUAUUGCAUUGGCAAAAGGACAUGGAUAUGGUUACGGUUACGACGGUUAUGGAAAUGGUAAAACAACAAAUAUUAUAGUAAAUAAGGGGCAUGGAUAUGGUUACGGUUACGGCGGUUAUGGAAAUGGAUAUGGUUACGGAUACGGCGGUUAUGGUAAUAGAGGACAUGGAUAUGGUUACGGUUAUGACGGUUAUGGAAAUGGUAAAACAACAGAUAUCAUAGUAAAUAAAGGUCAUGGAUAUGGUAACGGUUACGGCGGUUAUGGAAAUGGAUAUGGUUACGGAUACGGCGGUUAUGGAAAUGUAAAUAAAGGAAAUGGAUAUGGUUUCGGUUAUGGAAAUAGAUAUGGUUACGGUUAUGGAAAUGGAUAUGGUUACGGUUACGACGGUUAUGGAGAUGGUAAAACAACAAAUAUUAUAGUAAAUAAAGGUCAUGGAUAUGGUUACGGUUACGGCCGUUAUGGAAAUAGAGGACAUGGAUAUGGUUACGGCUACGACGGUUAUGGAAAUGGUAAAACAAAAAUUAUUAUAAAUAAAGGACAUGGAUAUGGUUACGGUUACGACGGUUAUGGAAAUGGUUACGACGGUUAUGGAAAUGGAUAUGGUUACGGCUACGACGGUUAUGGAAAUGGUAAAACAAAAAUCAUAGUAAAUAAAGGACAUGGAUAUGGUUACGGUUACGGCGGUUAUGGAAAUGGAUAUGGUUACGGAUACGGCGGUUAUGGUAAUAGAGGACAUGGAUAUGGUUACGGUUACGGCGGUUAUGGAAAUGGUAAAACAAGAAUCAUAGUAAAUAAAGGACAUGGAUAUGGUUACGGUUACGGCGGUUAUGGAAAUAGAGGACAUGGAUAUGGUUACGGUUACGACGGUUAUGGAAAUGGUAAAACAACAAAUAUUAUAAUAAAUAAAGGUCAUGGAUAUGGUUACGGUUACGGCGGUUAUGGAAAUGGAUAUGGUUACGGAUACGGUGGUUAUGGUAAUAGAGGACAUGGAUAUGGUUACGGUUACGGCGGUUAUGGAAAUGGUAAAACAAGAAUCAUAGUAAAUAAAGGUCGUGGAUAUGGUUACGGUUACGGUGGUUAUGGAAAUGGUAAAACAAGAAUCAUAGUAAAUAAAGGACAUGGAUAUGGUUACGGUUACGGCGGUUAUGGAAAUAGAGGACAUGGAUAUGGUUACGGUUACGACGGUUAUGGAAAUGGUAAAACAACAAAUAUUAUAGUAAAUAAAGGUCAUGGAUAUGGUUUCGGUUAUGGAAAUAGAUAUGGUUACGGUUAUGGAAAUGGAUAUGGUUACGGUUACGAUAGUUAUGGAAAUGGUAAAACAAAAAUCAUAGUAAAUAAAGGAAAUGGAUAUGGUUACGGUUACGACGGUUAUGGAAAUGGAUAUGGUUACGAUUACGGCGGUUAUGGAAAUGGCAAAACAAAAAUCGUAGUAAAUAAAGGACAUGGAUAUGGUUACGGUUACGACGGUUAUUGAAUUGGCAAAUACAAACUAUUUUAUAAAUUUUAAUGAGGAGUUAGACUUGCCACUUUACGAAGUGGAACUAGAAUAUACUGGCUAUAAAGACCUUUUUGUUGCUGCUUCUAAUAAAAAUUUUCUUCAAAGCAUCUUGCAAACA